GCAGGCGACAAUUGCGCUCAUUGAGCAGCUAAGGGGGCGUUCGGAGAGAUCGCUAUUAAGGUUAUUUAUUUGUUCUAUCUUUAUCAUUCAUUAGAUGUAAACAAGGAUAGAAUGAUGCAAAUAGCGCAAAUAGCGCAAAUAGCUUCUUCCUGAACACACCUUUGGUAGCACGGACUAGAGAACGUAGUACGUAGCACUCAGUAGCACAUGAAGAUGAUUGGUUGGUGGAUCCUUGAGUAUAUACGCUAGAUCAGCUGUAAAACAAAUUACUACACUGUACCAGGUUAAUGGGUUAAACUGGGUUAAACAGUGCGUCUCCUUUCAGUCCUGUCCUGUCUCCACGUGUCUCUCCAUCACACGUGUACAUACAUACGUACACUGAGCGAUAAAGAAAAUGAUUUUGUCGAGGGCCAAGCCAGCCUCGUCGGAAGGCGUUCGAACGUCAGCGUCGCGCAAGGAAAUACCGAAAUUGGAAGAGUUCCUGGAUAAACGAGACUAUACUGGCGCUCUGACGCUACUAGAAUUCAACAGCGGCACAAGCGCCACCCUGGAGACGGACUUGUGGAUGGGAUACUGCGCCUUUCACUUGGGCGAUUACAAGCGCGCGGCGACGAUCUAUGAAAACCUGAGGCAGAAAGAUUACGUACCACCGGACGUCCCGUCAAAUCUAGCGUGUUGCUACUUUUAUCUAGGCAUGUAUCCCGAGUCACAGAAAAUCCUGGAAGAGGCGGCGGACAGCAAAUUGCGAACUAGACUACUGUUUCACCUGGCCCUCAAGAUGGGCAAUGAAUCCAAGUUGGCGGAAUAUCAUCGAAUGCUGCAGGACGUUAUUGAGGAUCAGCUCAGUCUAGCGUCAAUUCAUUACUUACAAGCUCACUAUCAAGAAGCUAUCGAUGUUUAUAAGAGAAUUUUAUUGGACAACAGAGACUAUCUAGCUUUAAAUGUAUAUGUAGCUUUGUGCUAUUACAAGCUAGAUUACUAUGAUGUAGCUCAAGAGGUGCUUCAAGUUUACCUACAGAAAUAUCCAGAUAGUGCAAUCGCAAUUAAUUUGAAAGCAUGUAAUCACUUCCGUUUGUACGAUGGAAAUGCUGCACAGGUUGAAAUGAAGCAACUUAUUGAGAAGAUAUCAAGUUCUUUCAGUUCUGGUCAUGAUCUUUUACGACAUAACACAGUUGUCUUUAGAAAUGGUGAAAACGCUUUGCAAAUUUUACCCAAUUUGGUGGAUGUCAUACCAGAAGCCAGACUCAAUUUAGUAAUAUAUUAUUUGAAACAAGAUGAUGUCAAGGCAGCCUAUGACUUGAUCAAAGAUUUGGAACCAACGGUUCCACAAGAAUAUGUUUUAAAGGGUAUGGUUAACGCCAUUGUAGGCCAGGAGACCAAUUCUCGUGACAGUAUAAAAACUGCACAACAGUACUUUCAACUAGUGGGUUCUUCAGCUUCGGAAUGCGAUACCAUACAUGGUAGACAAUGUAUGGCCUCCUUCUUCUUCCUUUACCGGCAGUUCGAGCGAGUCAAGCUAUAUCUGAAUUCAAUAAAGACAUAUUUUCCCAAUCAGGAUAAUUUUAACUUUAAUUACGCUCAAGCGCAAGUUGGAGCGGGUUACUUUAAAGAAGCCGAAGAAGCUUUCCUGAUGAUACGUAAUGAAAAAUAUAAAAACGAUUAUAUUUACAUUAGUCUUCUAUCAUAUUGCUACAUAAUGAACAAAAAGGCUGAAUUGGCUUGGGAACUGUAUUUGAAAAUGGACACAUCGGCGGAAUCUUUCAAUCUAUUACAAUUGAUUGCCAAUACAUGUUACAAGGUGGGCGAAUUCUGGUAUGCCGCUAGAGCUUUCGAUAUGCUGGAGCGCAUGGAUCCGAGCCCUGAACAUUGGGAAGGAAAACGUGGCGCAUGCUGUGGUACCUUUCAGUACAUUAUCGCGGAAAAGUUACCCAAAGAACUGCUACCGGAAGUGAUACAAAUUCUGAAAAAUACAUCUAAUUCUCAAGUGGAGCAGAUAAUACGCGUUAUGCGCAAGUGGGGAAAGGAUAACAAAGCGAAUUGUUAAUAUCAUCAAAUUUCAUCGAAUGACAAUUCCGUGAUUAAUUCCGUCCAAAAAAACGCUUUCUAUAUUUUGUAAGUAGCACCGUAUAACACAUUUAAUAUGUGUAGUACGCAUAUCGUUUUAAAUAUAUUUGUUACAACAAUAAAUUACGAUGCUCUAUCUUAAUAAAACAACGAUGACUCUACCACGAAUCUCUCUCUCUCUCUCUCUUUCUUGUAUAUCUUAUUUAAUAUAAAACUAAAAAUUUGUAAAUUUUUAGUUGAAUAAAAAAUAACACUUUAUUAUCGA
Molecule: messenger RNA, 2329 nt
Organism: Solenopsis invicta (red fire ant)
Lineage: Eukaryota; Metazoa; Arthropoda; Insecta; Hymenoptera; Formicidae
Gene: Ttc26
Product: intraflagellar transport protein 56
Exons: 7
Coding region: 395-2044 (549 amino acids)
Biological process (GO): intraciliary transport involved in cilium assembly; intraciliary anterograde transport
Cellular component (GO): ciliary base; intraciliary transport particle B; ciliary basal body
Molecular function (GO): intraciliary transport particle B binding; protein binding
Source: RefSeq, a predicted model, not a curated record